This is a messenger RNA of Emericellopsis cladophorae, 540 nucleotides long. RefSeq lists its product as uncharacterized. Bases 1 to 540 code for a protein of 179 amino acids. The record is from RefSeq and is a predicted model, not a curated record. Lineage: Eukaryota; Fungi; Ascomycota; Sordariomycetes; Hypocreales; Bionectriaceae. The transcript has 2 exons.
AUGUCAACAAACGACAGCAAGUCGGCAGCGUCGCCCGCGGCCGAGAAGAAACUCCCGCCGCUAUCAGAUCAUGACUUUCGAAUCUACAACAACAUGGCCGACCACAUGGACCUCUUCCACAACAACUUCCGUCAGUCAUGGAACCUCCUCUGGCAAGCAUGCUGCAAUAACAAGCGCCCUCGGAAUCUCACCCUCAAACAAUUCCUCGAUGAAGGCCUGCGCUUCAUCCAACAUCUCACCGUGCACCACAACAUUGAGGAGCAGCACAUCUUCCCGGUGCUGGCCAAGAAGAUGCCCGAGUUCCGAGGUGACCUACAGGCACAGCACAAGCUGAUCCACGCCGGCAUGGACAGGAUGGCCGACUACCUCCGGGGCUGCAAGACGGGCGAGUACGAGUUUGAGCUGAGCGGGCUCAAGGCGCGGAUGGAGACGUGGGGCGACGUCCUGUGGACGCAUCUGGAUGAUGAGGUCAGGACUCUCGGGGCCGAGAACAUGAGAAAGUACUGGACCAAGGAGGAAAUGGUGCGUAUGCCCAUGUAG